UGGUCACGUGACCCCAGCUGCAAAGGGCCCAUUGAAGCCGACACGGUGAAUCGAAGGGAGGAGUUUGCCAUCCGUCAGUCAAUCAAAUGGAAUCUUUUCCCACGUGAACAUAGUUUCGUUGGCAGUAGUUUCAAGAUUUUUCAGACGGUUGUAUUUAACAUGGAGCAUUUUAGGACGGGUUUCGUUGUCUUUGGCCUCGUACUCUGCAUGAUUUUGAAGUCAGGUAGCCAAGAAAUACGAGUUGAUGGCGACGAUUUUGUCGCGUACAACUUAAGCUCGAUGCCUUGGUUAUCACGGAUCAAGAAACAUUCUCUUAUGCUUGAUUUCAAGACGGUUCAUCCAAGUGGCUUGCUAGUUUAUAUUGGAAGUGAAAUGGAACAGGCUGAUUUCCUCAUGCUUGAUUUAGUUCGUGGAAAGCUCAGAAUCACUGUAAACCUGGGUGACGACCUUGCCACUGCAACAGGUGAUCUUUUGCUUGACGACAACUUGGCAGAUAAUUACUGGCACACAGUAAAGUUGAAGCUGGUCGGGAGGCAUUUGAAUGUUAGUCUUCGCGGGCAAAAAUACCACACUAUAUUGCGCAGUGAAUACUUCAGGCUUGACAUUAAUGCAGGCUUCGUUUUCGCUGGUGGAGUUCCUGAACACACAUUCAACAUUCUUCAAAGAUAUAAGCCAUCUACAAAUCUCAGUGGUUGUCUUCGAGACGUGUAUUUCGACAAACGGAACAUAUUGGCAGGCCAAACGCAGGCUGAUGGAGAGGGCAGGGUGUUUGGUUCCCCGCAAAAAAUUUGCCGUCAUGUACAUUUUGCAACGCUAAGUUUUCAGCAUCAAAAAAGUUACCUUUUCCUUCCGUCGCCGACGACAGACAGACAUCACUUACGUAUUAAUAUGCGAUUUCGUACUUACUUUGCAGACGGAAUUUUAGCGGUGAAAGGGUUGUAUCCCCAUAGAUAUGUUGGUGUUUCCCUGGUAGAAGGAAAAAUGUUUCUCCAAUUUCGGCAGUCAGUGAGAGAUGCGGUGAUUCAGAUAAGCCAAGGGGAGGGUUUGAACGAUGGCGAGUGGCAUGAUCUCUCCGCCGUUGUCGGCAAAGCGGAGAUGAAACUCAAAGUUGAUCAACUACCAGAAUUAAGACACGAAAAUCCACUCCUGAAUCAAACUAAACGUUUCCGCGAAAUCUUCAUCGGAUCCCCCGACGGAGGCCCGAACUUCUUCGGAUGUAUUCACGAUUUGCAUGUGGAUGACCGCGUCGUCGAUUUAGAGCGUAUACCAUUUGGUUACAUUCGAGGCACCGUACACAACCAGUGCAACAUUUCAAGCCACUGUUUUCCAAAUCCAUGCUUACACAACGGUACGUGUAGCGAGGCACGGUCUGGGGUACGCGCUUUCUCGUGCAAUUGCCAAAGGACAUUUUACCGUGGGGCUCGCUGCGAACGACCCAUUUACUUAAAAACCUGCCAGGAGUACAAGAAUCUUGCCCUGGCUAACGACGCCUACUGUAAAGUGGACCCGGACGCUGAAGGACCUGCAGGCCCCCUGAAAGUGCUUUGCAACGUGACUGAUGAAAACCAGGUGGUAUCGCUCAUCGAUCAUAACAAAAUUGGAUCUCAGCUUGUUGUGUCUGCAGAUGUUAACUACAAGGAUCUAGUAUACAUCCAUUAUGUAAAAUAUCAAGAUGACCGCGAAGGGAUCAAGGCUUUGAUAGCACAGAGCGACCGAUGUCGUCAGUUUGUGAGCUUCAAGUGUUUUGAGACUAAACUUAUGCGUGCACCUGGGUUUCCUGUUCUUUGGGGAGGAGGGGCUGCGGUGAAAACAAUAACUGACCACUGGCCAGGUGCGCCUGCGAGUAGUAACAAGUGCGCAUGCGGAGUAAACGGAACGUGCGCAGAUCCCAGACUGCCUUGCAACUGCGACAUUGGGGACAAGACAUGGAGAGAAGAUAAAGGGUACGUUACAGACAAGGCCCACCUACCGGUAACUCUUCUGCAGUUUCCUUCGUCCGCCGCUCGAUCGUAUUUUACCGUUGGACCUCUAGAAUGCUAUGGUUCACUAAAUAACAACAGUGAGUUGACGGACGAGAUGGAACUCGAGGCCGCGCGCUUCUUCAAUUCCUUGUGCCGCGUUGUGAAUCCGACGACAACUGAACCCCUUCCCAGUACUUCUACUCCUGAUUACACCGAGCGUGAGGUUAGGACAACUCGGAAAAUUACAACGCCGGUGAUCACCACGAACUAUGACAAACCGGUUACCAUGGGUACUAAAUUAUCCUUAACCGGUAAAGUCGCUGACGAGGUGUCGACAUCACAGCCAACUCUUACAGAUUUCAAUACCCCUUCAGGUAAUCCUAAUGAAGUGACCUUGCCACUGAGUGAAGGUAACAUAAGCCAGGAAUCCUCUUCCACCACUUCCAGCUCUGCUGUGAUUUCGUCAAGCGUGGCCCCUUCUGGCACACUGGUACUGAACAACUCGCAAACUCCAGGUGAUUCCAACAAUGGUUUGAAUUCUUUUGGCCAGGAUGAAUCCACUGGCGUACAAAACUCUUACGUGAUAUCUUGGCAACUCGCGAUGGCCUGGGCACUGUUGAUUGUAUUGUUUGUCAUGGUUGUCCUGGGCGUUGGCUAUGUUAUUAAGAAACGAAGGGGCCGUCUUGAAUGCGGCAAUCUAUUUGGAGUGAAGAAGAAGAAGAAACAGCGGAUUUUGGCGGAAACGUACGGUUUUCCUGAGGUGAGGCUGCGUUCCCGCUCUGGUGAGUUGGAUUUGUCAGACGUCCGUCGCUCCAUCGAGGCUGGUAGUUACAACGUGAGGUCAGGAACGAUUGCUUAUGGGGAGUCGUUUUACAUGUAAAAGAACUCGUGGGCUACAUUGAGUUACUUAACAAAUUAUUGGUUGAUGUUGGAUUUGAAACAUAAUUAACGUUAUAUAUCUUCAGGAUCAGAGAAAUGUUAAGCGUUGUCAUUUGUAACAAACUGUUGCACGUGAGAGAUUUUUUUAUACGUUCUUUUUUAGGCGAUGUUCUCUAAGUAAGUAUUUUGCUAGCUUUGCCCUAUUUCUAACAGAGACUUGCCUGGUAAUGUAAGUGCAUGAGGUCUUAAGAUUGUUAAUAAUAUUGUAAAAACGUGGUUCUUAUGCGACCAUAUAAAGGUGUAAAAUAAGGUGCACUUUAUAUUCAGUUUAUUUAUGUUAGUGUUAUAUUUUUCUUCAUUGGUGCUUCCGAUAAACAAAAUAAAAAUGAGAACAGUUAUUUGCCUGUUACACCACAGGACCGUGUCACGUUUCGUUGGUAUUAAAUAACUGAUUGCCAUUUAUUUAUAAUGUGUAAUGUUAGGCGACGCCCACUAUUAGUGGUAACGUUCGGUGUCGUUUUCAAGAAGAAAGUUACGUAUAAAUUGUCGCGUCGGCGAUCGCGAGAACUGGGACGAGGCAAGCAGAAACGGGUAGAAUUGAAGGCGUCUUUAGUGUUAUGUUUUAACACUGGUUUUUCAUUUUCAUGGAAUUGAAACAAGACACAUUUCGUUUGAAAGGUUUUGCACCAUUUCUCGUUUUCAAACCAACCUGGAAGACGAUUUGAAAAGUGCCCAUUUAUUCUUUGGAGCAAAUUAAAGUAAUUACUUAAUUAUAUUGAACAGCGCUCGUAUGAGGCAUUGCUAGACGUCCUUCGAAAUACGUAGUCUUGGUUUGGCUACAGGAGACUUGCAGUGAGCCUUCUAUAUCUACGAAUUCAGAAGCCAAGUAAAUACGAUGGUAAGCAACAUGGACGUAAUAGAGGAACACCUCCUGGGAAGACUUCAAGAAAAAAAUUAAAAUACCUCUUUUUAUAAAUUAAGGCAUUCCAAACGGCUCUGAAUGAAACUGUCUCCCCAGCUAUAACCUCUUCGAAAUCAGAAGUUCAUAUAAUCUAAGUAUUUAUUAAAUGGAAGAAGAACGUUUAGCGGACACUUUCUAAUCAGGGUGUCAGUGUAAUGAUAUUUCUAAAAGCUAAGGUCUUAUCAAUCAAAAGACCAUGCAGUGGUCCAGUUGAUUCAGUACAGUUUUUUUUUCCUUUUCAAAGUUUGAUUUUUAACCCAACAUGAGACUAACAAACACAAGUCUCUUUACUCUGCUUUACUGCACGAGAAACUCUCUAAGCAGGAUAUAUGCACUCAGGAACACAGUCAGUAGUUACUUAAGUGUUUACUUCAUCGUACCUGUGUACAUUAGUACGGUAUUACGGUCACCUCGUUCGUUACAGCCCUUUUUGUUUGUCUCGGCGAAACUCUCAUACAUGCGGCCACCUCGUCACUACGGCCUCAUUGUGCUAACGGCUACAUUCUGAAAUUCCAACCUGUAUAAUCCUUUAUAAUUUUAUCCAAUUAGUACGGCCACUCAAACCGAAUACGCAAUCAAAUUGACCAAACAAAGCAAAUAUAUAUUUUGAAAAAAUAUUGAAAAAUACUCUCUUUUAUUCAAAGCGCCUGUAACAUGUCAUACCAUUUGAUGUUGCGCUGUAUAGCUCGACCGAAUACUGUGCCAUUUCAUCCAGGGCUGACUCAUUUGACCUCACGCUGACCUGUUUCGCUCGAUUCUGUGCCUCUUCAUGUAAGAUGCUCGGCUAUUCCAUCUUACCCUGUAUCAAUUUUUAUUAUGCUCUGCCAUUUCAUGUAUCGCUGUCCCAUUUGACAUAACUCUAGCUCCGUUAUAAAGACGCUGUGCUGCUCCGAAUAAGGGAGCUUAAGCAAACCACGACGACGACGGCAGCGAGAACGUUAAAAAACAAAAGCGCAAGCCGGAGAUUUAAUAAUGAACAGAACAAUAGCUGUGCACGUGCAUUGCAAAUCUUUCUACAUAUCUUUGCCGUCCUGUGCAAAACAAGGACGUGAAAUGACUAAGUUUUGGGUAGUCUGGAGAAAGCGAACGACCACGCGAACGCCUCAUUUUUCGUUUUUCCAUUUGGAAUUGAACGCUGUCGUUGCAUAUUUAGCCUGAGCACGUUUUAAGAGCCACUGGAGUACUGAACAGAACUAGACUGGCAAAAUAUAAAUUCAUUUUUGACUAGGCGUCGUCCUCGGCAUCGCCGUAGUCGUUGCUUAAGCUCCUUAAUUCUCUCCUCCCCAUCCUUAACUAGAGAGUCCUCUGAACUUGCCGUGAAGAAUUGUCUUAAGAUACAGUAUUUCCACAGAUGAAUAUCAAGAGAUACAAAAAGAGGCGUAUAAAAUUCUAAAAUGCUUCAUAAUACGUUUUUGGUCCAGAGCCGGAUGGUAUUCAGUCAUUUUUUUUUUUAAAUCUCGAUGUUUGCGAUGUCACGGACAAUAUCUCCGCCUGGGUUUCUUGCCUCGAGAUGGUAAAGGUUGCUCCAUUAGUUCGCUGAAUAUAGCGCCAUAAUCCGAGCUUUUCCUCGACUUAUCAGAAUGCCCAAUUCUAGAAAAGCAUCCUGGAAAUUAUACCAAAAAAAUACCAAAACCCCUAGCUUAUGACUUUCUUCGUUGGGACACGUGUUUAACUGUCUACAUCCUCUUCAUCAAGUGUCCAAAAAGGACACUGUAAAAUAGAAGCUGUGAACAGUCUCACCACCUAACAUCAUCAACGGUUGCCAUAUUAUUACAAAUGAAAGAACAAUUUUUGAUAUUUGGUUCCAGUUUUGGUAACUAUUACUCGACGACUCAAAAGAAGUAGAGUGCAUUUAGAGUGGUCGUACCUGGAAGUCGGCGAAACUUUAUACACGAUUUAAGAGUAAAAGUAGUUAUAAAAAAUUUAUUCAUCAAGGCCUUAAACAAAAUGUUAUUAAAUUGGGAUUUCGUCGUUUAGAUUUGC
Orbicella faveolata is the source of this 5784-nucleotide messenger RNA. RefSeq names its product contactin-associated protein-like 2. Lineage: Eukaryota; Metazoa; Cnidaria; Anthozoa; Scleractinia; Merulinidae. The record is from RefSeq and is a predicted model, not a curated record.